This is a messenger RNA of Gordionus sp. m RMFG-2023, 1059 nucleotides long. Its product is annotated as annexin-B12-like. Lineage: Eukaryota; Metazoa; Nematomorpha; Gordioida; Chordodea; Parachordodidae. The transcript is spliced from 9 exons. Gene Ontology annotation, cellular component: cytoplasm. The coding region runs from base 1 to 1059 and encodes 352 amino acids. Gene Ontology annotation, molecular function: calcium ion binding; calcium-dependent phospholipid binding. The record is from RefSeq and is a predicted model, not a curated record.
AUGGACUUAGACGAAGGCCCUGAUGUAGAAGAAAUAGAUGAUGGUGAUUUAGCUGUCGAUAGCAAAUUAGGAUCUUUUGUGACUGCGGGUAAACCAUUUCAAGGAACCAUAAAAGAUUUUACACCGUUCAACGCCAAAGAAGAUGCUAAAAAGCUUAGGAAAGCUAUAAAGGGAUUAGGCACGGACGAUAAAACGGUUAUCAAUAUUCUGACUAAACGAUCUCAGAGGCAGAGACAGGAAAUUGCGGAAGCCUAUAAAACCCUUUUUGGUAAGAAUCUGGAAAAAAGCAUUAAAGGGGAUUUCUCCGGCACAACAAAGAAAGCCUUAGUCGCUCUGUUAUACCCACGUGAAGUUUAUUCAGCCAUACUUUUGCAUAGAGCACUCAGGAGAGUUGGGACAAAUUUGGGUGGAGUAGCGGAAGUUCUAUGUACCCUUACGCCCGAAGAAUUGGAAAUGGUUAAAAAAGCGUAUCAAAAAAGAUAUAAAAAGGACUUGUACAAAACGAUUUCAAGAGACACUUCUGGAGAUGUCAAACUUCUACUACUAGAAUAUAUUAAAGGCAAUAGAAUGGGGCCAAGAUCGAGUCAAGAAAUUGAAGAAGAUGCCAAAAUCUUGCAGAAAAACGGUUUCAAGAGUAUAGGAGGCAAGGACGGUGUUGCCCAACUCUUAUCUACUAGAAAUCAGCAAGAUCUUCAAAAGAUUUUUGCCCAAUACCAAGAGAUCACUAAAAAAAAUUUAUUAACAGAAAUUACUGCAGAAAAGGCACUAAGGGUGUCUAAAGCCGGAAAACUAAAGAAGGUCCUUCGAAAUUUAGUUCAAUGCAUUAAUAAUCCUCCCGAAUAUUUUGCGAAACGACUCAGAGCAUCCGUUAAAGGUGCAGGUACCAAUGAUCGUCGACUAUUAAGAAUAUUAGUAGCUAGAAGUGAAAUAGAUCUUGAAGCAAUUAAGGAAGCUUACCAAAAACUCUAUGGAAAGCCGUUAAAGAAAGAUGUUGACAGCGACACUUCAAGGAAAUUUAAAAAGGUUUUAGAUGCGCUAAUUGAUGGAAACGUAAAGUGA